AUGGGUGCCAUUCCGGAACACGACCCCGACGAGCCCGUCGAGACCAAGCCCUUCAAGUUCGUUACUGGUAUGUCUGCCCACUCCCCCUCCUGUGAAAACGCUGUUAACAUUUUCCGAACGCGAUCACAGGUUUCGACGCCCGUUUCCCUCAGCAGAAUCAGACCAAGCACUGCUGGCAGAACUACGUCGACUACUACAAGUGUGUCGAGGCCAAGGGUGAAGACUUCCGCCCUGCAAGCAGGUACUUUGACCCACACGACCAUCAGACCACGACAAAAGCUGAUUGAUUUCCAGUUCUACCACGCUUUCCGCUCUCUCUGCCCCAAGGCCUGGACCGACCGCUGGGACGGCCAGCGCGAGGCCGGCAACUUCCCUGCCCACCUUGACCGGUAA
This is a messenger RNA of Penicillium maclennaniae, 393 nucleotides long. RefSeq names its product cytochrome c oxidase subunit VIb. The record is from RefSeq and is a predicted model, not a curated record. Gene Ontology annotation, cellular component: respiratory chain complex IV; mitochondrion. The transcript has 5 exons. Bases 1 to 393 code for a protein of 130 amino acids. NCBI's taxonomy places the organism in Eukaryota, Fungi, Ascomycota, Eurotiomycetes, Eurotiales, Aspergillaceae.